Messenger RNA from Eremothecium gossypii ATCC 10895, 2253 nucleotides. RefSeq names its product cysteine--tRNA ligase (gene CRS1). The coding region runs from base 1 to 2253 and encodes 750 amino acids. The record is from RefSeq and is marked provisional. Gene Ontology annotation, molecular function: cysteine-tRNA ligase activity; ATP binding. The transcript has a single exon. Gene Ontology annotation, biological process: cysteinyl-tRNA aminoacylation. Lineage: Eukaryota; Fungi; Ascomycota; Saccharomycetes; Saccharomycetales; Saccharomycetaceae. Gene Ontology annotation, cellular component: cytoplasm.
AUGCAGAGUGUUCUGCGUCUCAGUGUAAUUAGGAAUAUGUCUGGAAGUGUUAAAGUCGUGCAGCCGCCAUGGCAGAAGCCAGUGCGUGCCGCAGAGCAACCAGUGUUGAAGCUGUACAACUCGCUUACGCGCACUAAGGACGAGUUUAUCCCACUGUCUCAAGGCCGGAAUGUGACCUGGUACUCCUGUGGACCAACGGUGUACGAUGCGUCUCAUAUGGGCCAUGCGAGAAACUACGUGAGCAUUGAUAUUAAUCGCCGGCUUAUCGAGGAUUACUUUGGGUACCACGUAGAGUUUGUACAAAAUGUGACGGACAUUGAUGAUAAGAUCAUUCUUAGGGCCAGGCAGGAGCAUCUGUACGCUGAGUAUGUUGCAGCACACCCUUCUGUCGAUCAAUUAGUGCUGGCAGACGCGACGGAGGCUGUUGUACAGUACUUCCGCAAGCACUUGAAUCCGGAUUUGACUACUAUUUCUGCUUACGAACAGUGGUAUGCAAAGCUGGACCUAGCCCGUGAGCGUGAAGCAAAUGCCAAGUUUGCGAUGCAUACCGCUGCGGUUGGGCGCGCGUUGGAUGCUCUUGAGAACCCGACUGUGCCUGGCUUCCUGACUGCGGUGAAGGAUGUGCUUGUGCCAUUAUUGGAUGGGCGCUCUGGUGCCAGUGUUCGCGACCCAGAUGUGUUUCGGGCCUUGGCCGCGCACUGGGAGAACAGCUUUAAUGCAGAUAUGGAGCGGCUAGGCGUGCGCCCACCGUCGGUCACUACUCGUGUGUCGGAGUACGUGGACGAGAUCGUGAAAUUCAUAGAGCGCAUCGUGGCAAACGGCUACGCCUAUGCAACGAGCGACGGCUCAGUCUACUUUGAUACCGUGCAGUUCGAGGCAGGCGGCCAUGCUUACCCCAAGUGCCAGCCAUGGAACCGCGGGGUUGCGGACCUCAUCGCGGACGGGGAGGGCGCUCUUGCGACAGGGACGGAAAAGCAGAACCCUAACGACUUUGCUUUGUGGAAGGCCUCGAAGGCUGGUGAGCCCGAGUGGCCAUCUCCAUGGGGGCUGGGACGCCCGGGCUGGCAUAUCGAGUGUUCUGUCAUGGCGAGCGAUGUCCUAGGAGAGCGUGUGGACAUCCAUUCCGGUGGGAUUGACCUGGCGUUCCCGCACCACGACAAUGAGUUGGCUCAGGCGGAGGCUUGUUUCAACUCGCAGCAAUGGGUUAACUACUUUCUGCACACUGGCCAUCUACACAUCGAGGGGCAGAAGAUGUCCAAGUCGCUUAAGAACUUCAUCACAAUCGACGAGGCCCUUAAGAUGUACUCUGCGCGGCAGUUGCGUCUGGCAUUCGCGAUGUCGCCUUGGGGCUCGCCGCUGGAUUUCAAGGAGGCGACAAUGGUGCAGGUCCGCGGCUGGGAGAGCGCGAUGGGUAACUUUUUCCGUACUGUACGCGCCCUCGCGAACGACGGUGACGGCAAGACGCGCCCAGGUGUACGGGAGGCGGAGCUGCGCGCGCAUUUGGCUGAUGCCGCGGCACGCGUGCAUGAGAAUUUGUGCGACAAUUUGAGCACGCACUCCGUGCUGCGGUGCCUCGGCGAACUGGUAGGGCGCGCGAACGCGUAUAUCGGUGCAGCAGGCCCAGAGGCACGCGUGGAGAGCGUAGCCGCGGUGGCGCGUUUUUGUACGCGGAUUCUAGCCGCGAUGGGCAUCCCCGCUCGCGCGGACGGGCUCGGCUGGUUGGAGCAGCAGGCUGGUGCUGCAGAGGCUGGCGAGGCGGCCAUUUUGCCGUACGUUCGGUGUCUCGCGCGCUUCAGGGACGAGGUGCGCAAAGGCGCACGGGGCGGAGAUACCGCACGGCUGCUGGCGAUUACGGACCGUGUGAGAGAUGUAGACUUGCCGGCGCUUGGCGUGUUGCUGGAGGAUCGCCAGGACAGGCCGGCGCUUGUUAAGUUUGCCACGCCGGAGGAGCUGAAACAGCGCGAGCUGGAGGCGGAGGAAAAGGAGAAGGCAGCACGCGCGGCUGUACGGGCGAAGGAGGCUGCAGCCGCACGGGAGGAGGAGCGCCGCGCACGCGCCAGGGUGCCGCCGACGGAGAUGUUUCGUGGCAAUUCAGCGUAUAGCGCUUUCGAUGCUGACGGAGUCCCCACGGCGGACGCAGAGGGCGAGCCAUUGAGUAAGUCUAUGUGCAAGAAGCUGCGGAAGCAGUGGGAACAGCAGAAGAAGGCAUACGAUGCAUGGGUGGCCGUUUCUGGUGAGGAGAGGGGUAUGUAG